Cherax quadricarinatus is the source of this 4995-nucleotide messenger RNA. The record is from RefSeq and is a predicted model, not a curated record. Lineage: Eukaryota; Metazoa; Arthropoda; Malacostraca; Decapoda; Parastacidae.
UCAUCACUCGGCUGCUUUAUUCACUUCAAACACACUGCUAAAUGUCUGCUGGAACGCAACACUUAAUGAAAAUUGAUAAGAGCCCUGAGACAGAGCUGUGAAGUUGAGAGAGGCGCUGAUACAUGGCAACUGAAGGCUUGGCUGGACUGAGGUAAGGUUUGCGUAUUAACGCAAACCUUAACUUCACUAGCCAAGAGUUACUUACACCGUCAACACCUGACAAUUCAGCUUAGCAACUGCUAAAUAUUUUCCGGGAAAAAAUUUAAUGUGAAGCAGUGGACUCCUUCAGUUACACUUGCAAACUAAUACAUGACACGUACCUUUUUCACACUAAAUAUCGAACAAUCUGCUGUGAUAUAAUCUUAUCAACGAUCUACAAGAGCAUCUAUUUACCAGAAUAUCAAGUGGUUAUUAAUAUUAUCUUGAAGAGAUGCGAGUGUUCGGGUGGGAGAGCUGGAGAGGGUCAUUCCGGGGCCAGAGCUCCGGCAGUGACCCAGGGGACACACAUACUUCCUCUACAUCUCACUCCUCCCACCACCACGACACCGACACCAACAUGAGUCUUACGCCACAUAAGGAAGAGCUCCUCUCACAGUUCCGUGAGCGUGUGGCUGGUGUGAUUCCUCCUGGUCAACAACAUGACCACAACCUCCUUCAGUGGCUAGUUGGUGAGCAAACUUUGUGUUACUUAAUAUUAGCGCAAAGUUCCAGCUGCUUAGCACGCAACUUCAACAUUGAUAAGGCAGAACACAUGCUCAGGAAGAGCAUGGAGUGGCGCAAGGAGUGGGGUACUGAUACAGUUGUGGACUGGGAUGUUCCUGAGGUUCUCCAUAACUACUACCCAGUUGGUAUGGCAGGACAUGACAAAACAGGGCUUCCAGUAUGGAUCAUCCCUUAUGGUGGGUGUGACAUGAGAGGACUUCUGUCGAGUGUGCGAAAAUGUGACUAUAUACGCUAUACAAUUCGUGUGCUUGAACUCUCACGACGGGACAUGGCUAAACAAACUCAAAUACUUGGUUAUCCAAUUACCCAGCAAUGUUGUAUCUUUGAUCUAGAAAACUUCUCAUUGAGGCAUGUUACAUGGAAGCCUGCUAUGGAUGUGAUCCUCGAACUUGUUCAGUUGUAUGAGGCCAAUUACCCAGAGUUUCUCAAGUGUGCCUAUGUUAUAAAUGCACCAAAGGUGUUUACACUAGCAUAUGCAGUGAUUAAACCCUUCCUUCAUGAAGUUACCCUCAAGAAAAUACGUAUAUUUGGGCACAGUGGGUGGAAGGAAGCUCUUCUAGAAGAUAUUGAUGGUGAUCAACUACCUCAGCACUGGGGAGGAACCAGAACGGACCCUGAUGGAAACCCCAAAUGUCCCUCACAAAUAUGUCUAGGAGGAGAAGUGCCCAAGAGAUAUUACUUGAGUCUCAGUAAGAGUAAUCUCUCCAAGCUAACAGAGGAUAACAAUCUGUCAACUCUCACACUCAGCAAAGGUGGCAAAAAGAGACUUAAGUUUGAUAUUAAGCAACCUGGAUCCCACUUAAAAUGUGGUGACCUUUGACAAUGAAUUUAGCUAUGUGAGAUCGAAGAAAAUAUUAUACACAGUGCAGGUAGAGCCUCCUGGUGACUUUAAAGAAGAAUAAUGCCUUUUACACCACAAGAUGUUUCAAGGUUCAAAAUCAGAUAGAUAUGUAUUUGGUUUAUUUUGUCAGUGAUGACAAACUGUCAGAUGUAGUGUUACAUAGUAAGGGUAGCCCCCUUGUACACUAUUGUACAAUGAUGAUGAUUAAUUACAUAUUUUUAUGUAUUGCCUUGACAAGUACAGUAAUUUCUUAGUUCCAAGGAAGACCUACUCAUUGGCACUGAUAUAGAAUUACAUCGUUUUUGAUGUAUUUGAAACGUAUUUAAACAAUGAUCAUUUGUAGUUCUUAAAAUAAGUAUAAAUAUUGUACAUGGAGUGCCAAGUACAGCAUUCAUUUUUAAAAAUUUAUCAAUUAUAAAGUAAUUUUUUGGUGUAGCUUAAGAGAAAGGAUCUCCAGUAAAUGCUGAAAAAUACUACAUAACUGCAAUUGGAGAGUAAAUUCCAUAGAACAUUAAGUAUAUUAUCACUAAAUAAAAUACAAUAGAUGCAUCCUCUCAUUGGUAGUCCAUGGUUGGUACAUCAUUAAGUUUAGGAUUUAAGCAAACUCUGUGGCCAGAUAGCAUCCAUAAUUGUCCAUUCUUGUUAUACUUUUCUGAGUAUAUAAUUUGGGAUUUGAUAAAAAAUCUUAAAUCAAAAUUGUCCACUAUUGUUAUGGACAAUUCUGGAUUUAACAAAGGCCAUUAAAUCCAAAAUUGUCAGUUAUUGUUAUGCUUAUGGAAAAACAAUCAUUUGGAUUUAAGAGACAACCAGCUGUAACUGACACUCCCUCCCCCCCCCCCCAUUAGUCCUUUAAAUCUAGGGUUCACUGUAAUGCAUAUUACAUUCAUGGGAAAACAGGGAACUUGCAGGGGUUAAACAGCACCUAGGAAAAUGGGGAACAAUUGGGUUCAAUCCACAUUGAGAGAAUAGAUUAAAACCCUUAAACUGUCCAAACGUAGAUAUAUGUUCGCUCGCAUAGCGCUCCGAACAUAGAUCUACUUUUUUUUUACGUGCUUUCUAGGAGAAAAUCAAGGUCGGAGCGCUACACGUGAAAACACAGAUCUAUGUUUGGACAGUUGAAGGGUUAAAUUCCCUACAUCAAGAGCCCCUCACUAGCAUCAAGGUGCCUCCCAUGAGAAAUUAUAUUGUACAUUAUUAUUCCUUACUGUACAAUCUUUCUCAAUCAUCUAAUAUUAAGGGCAUAUGUGUGUGGUGUUAAGAUUCUAAAAUGUUUAUCAGAUUAUUUGAUAAAAAAAUUUACUAUCACAUUGGCCAUCUCCUACUGAGGUAGGGUGACCCAGCAAAGAGCAUUAUUAUUAUUAUUAGUAUAAUCAAGGGGAAGUGCUAAACCCAUAGGCUUAUGCAGUGCCUGUUUGGGGGAUGUGGAAGGUAUUCAGGUUUAAUUCAGGGAACUGGAGCACAGAUUUAAUUCCCUAGAUCAAGAGCCCUUCACCAGCAUCAAGGAACCUACCUUGAGGGGUCCAGCAAAGAGGAAAAACACUUUCACUGUCAUUUAUUCAAUCACUAUCUUGCCAGAGGCACACAGACAUCACAGUUAAGAUGACCCUAAAAACUGCAACAUCCCCACUCCUCCUCCAUAGUGCAGGCACUAUACUUUUCACCUCCAGGACUCAAGUCUGGUUAUCUAGUUUCCCUGAAUCCCUUCAUAAAUGUUACCCUGCUCACACCCAACAGCACAACAAAUCAUUAAAACCACUUGCCUCCACUCUCCUAACAUGCUCACACAGGCGUGUUGUUUGUACAAGCCCUUGACAUCCAUAACCUCUUACAACCUCCAACCUUUCCUAGAACAAUCCAACUCCUCUCCAUCCCCAGAUUUAUAUGCCCUCCUAGUCAUCCUAUUUUUCUCCAUUUUCUCAAUGUCCAGACCACCUCAACAACCCCUUCUCACCCCUCUUGAGUAAUAUUUUUGGUAACCCCACACCUAAUCUUCAAACCUCAGAUUCUUUUUAAUAUUCACAUCACAGUUUUUAUAUUCUGAAAUAAGACUAAUAAAUAAAUUCUACUGUAAACAUUCACAAUUUGUAAAGUAAAGAAUCAUAUUAUAAAAGAUAAAGAAAAGUGUAGUUUGAAAAUCGUGCAGUACAUACUUUGUGUACGGUACUGUUAACAUUCGUAGGGUAGCACUAAACCCAUAGAGAUCAUAAAACACCUUGGGGAAUGGAAGGCAUUCAGAUAUGAUCCAAGGACAGAGAGAAUAACUUCAAUUCCUUGGAUCAAGAGCCCCUCAGUGACAUCAUAGCACCUUCCCUAAGAGGAUAUACUUAAUGUAGAUUGUAAAGAUAAAUGGGGAGCUUUGAAUGACAUUUGGAGAAUGCAUGAAAUACAUUAAGUAAUAUUAAAGGGAAAACACUAAACCUGUAAGUGUCAUACAUGAUGUGUGGACUAUUGUGGCUAGGUUUAAGCAAAACCAGAAAGACUUUGCAUAUGUUAUUGUUUCUAUGAAAUACAAAAACCAAUGUGACUACCUAAAUAUUCACUUUAUAUUAUUACCUAGUACAACUGUAUUCAUAAAAUAUUUAAUUAAACUGAUUGUCCCAGUCUCAUCUUACUUUGACAUUUCUCAGGACAGUAUUACCCAACAAAUUUUCAACAUUUCAUUAGAAGUUAUAGAUUUUUACUUAUAUGACUUUGCAAUAACAAAUUAAAUAUCUAGAACUGUGCCUUGUAACCCAGAUUCCUAUAUCAGAGUUUUUGGGCAUGAGAAUUUGUAAACUUUUCUCAAGAGGUCUUUUUCAGUCUUUCUUUAGCAUAUGGUAUAUAAUCAAGGAAGACUUUUUUUUAAUCCUGCAAACUAUUACAGUUUAUGACUACAAUAUUUAUACAGGGGAUUAAUAAUCUAGCGCAAUGUUGAGGGCAUUUACAAAAAUUAAUAUUUUGCAAUACCUUUGAAAUUAUUGCCGUCUAUCCUGAAAUUUGGAUAAUUACUUUAAAGAAGAUUGAGGGUUACCAGUUUUAUUUUCUCCCUCUCAAUACUCAUUCCAGUAUUUUACAACUGAAAAUACAUUAUGCUUAAGAUUUUUUUCCUAAUGGUCUUUGAACUCUUGUUACUAACAAAGAACAGCUGCAUAUUUUUUUAUUUUCAAAUACAAGUUUUGGUAUCUCGUUUUCCUAGUAUAUCUAAGCAUAAGUCCACAUUCUAUUAACUGCUGUGUGUUUUACAGUCAAUAUAUGUAAUAUAUAUUUUUUUAAAUAACUGCAGCUCAUUGUGUAAUUCUGAUAGCAUUAAAAAACUGCUAUUAAAAUUAUAAUAGUUCAGUUGUUCAGAGAACCAACAGUUUAGAUAUUGAACACCACUAAAAAAAAAAAGUAUCAUAAGUUUGUUCCUGCAUUUUAAGGAAAAUUAUUUUGUAAAUAAAUACUGUAUUCUA